Macadamia integrifolia is the source of this 957-nucleotide messenger RNA. RefSeq names its product photosynthetic NDH subunit of subcomplex B 4, chloroplastic. The record is from RefSeq and is a predicted model, not a curated record. Gene Ontology annotation, cellular component: NAD(P)H dehydrogenase complex (plastoquinone); chloroplast thylakoid membrane. The transcript is spliced from 6 exons. Gene Ontology annotation, biological process: photosynthetic electron transport in photosystem I. NCBI's taxonomy places the organism in Eukaryota, Viridiplantae, Streptophyta, Magnoliopsida, Proteales, Proteaceae. Bases 170 to 739 code for a protein of 189 amino acids.
ACUUCACUAUACCACUCACUUCCCCGUCUAAAGCUCUGAGAGUGAAGGAACAAACAAAAAGCAGAACAGAACAGACCAGAACAGAAGCCAACAAUUGAAUCUGCAGGAAGAGGAGGCCCUGCCCUGAACUUGAAAAACACAGCAAUCUCAUCAUCUUCACUCACAGAAAAUGGCAGAGACCAUAAUAGGUUUCACCAUGCCCCGACCACCUACUCACAACCCUACUCUCCAAACAACUAAACUUGUCCUCAUAUACCCAUAUUCAAAAAGGCUUAAGCAGUAUUCAAGCUCUUGGACUAUCAAUGGCUGGAGUCAGAAUGAAGGCAGCAAGAGCAAGAGAGGCUCUCUAUGCAAGGUGAAUGCUUUCCCAGAUAUCUUUCCUCUUAUGGCAGUAUUAGUUGAGCAUGUUGAAGGUCAAAGAGAUAUGAUAACCCACAAAUCAGUUUGGCAUCUCAAUGAUGAAGCAAUUAAGAAUGUCUAUGCAUUCUAUAUCAUGUUCACUGUUUGGGGAUGUUGUGUUUUUGGAUCCAUGAAAGAUCCCUAUUAUGACUCAGAGUACUAUAGGAAAGAUGGAGGAGAUGGUACAGGACAUUGGGUCUAUGAAAAGCAAGAAGAUAUUGAGGAGUCUAAUAGAGCAGAGUUGUGGCGUGAAGAGUUGAUUGAGGAGAUUGAACAGAAGGUAGAAGGACUACGGGAGUUGGAGGAAGCUGGAAAGGAGGAGGAGGAGCUUGUUAAGUAAAUGGUCACAUCAUUACAUGCAUGGCCUUCUCAAACUUUCUCUCUCUCUCUACCCCACCAUUGCAAUCCUACAAGUCCCAUCUUCUAUUCACACAAGUAAACCAUGGAUAACUUGUAAAUAACAUACUGGUUCAACAUUCUCUAUGGACCCAUCCCGUUGGGCUUGAGUCCACUUAGGGAUAAAAUCCACUUUAUAGACCCUUUUUUUUUUUUUUUUCU